Penicillium malachiteum is the source of this 1665-nucleotide messenger RNA. RefSeq names its product H3 histone acetyltransferase RTT109. The record is from RefSeq and is a predicted model, not a curated record. Gene Ontology annotation, molecular function: histone H3K56 acetyltransferase activity. Gene Ontology annotation, biological process: DNA damage response. The transcript has a single exon. Gene Ontology annotation, cellular component: nucleus. Bases 1 to 1665 code for a protein of 554 amino acids. Lineage: Eukaryota; Fungi; Ascomycota; Eurotiomycetes; Eurotiales; Aspergillaceae.
AUGGCGCCAGAUGGUGAUCUGGGCGAUCUUUUAGCCAAGGUGCUCCCCACGGGUGCUGCCCUGACAGUCCGUCACAUCUCUUCGACUCCUUCCCCAUGUACCGCGCUGUUCGCCGCGGCGCCGGGUCAAGAAACCGAUGCCACCUUUUGCGAGAAUCAUUUCUUAUCCGUAUCCAUUGAUUCACCUAAGGAUGAUGGCGCCGAAAUCAUUGUCUUUGGAAUGGAGGUGCUGGUCUAUAAUUCCGCCCACUUGACCACCAUCUUUGUCUCCAAAGCUGAUUCCACCGGGCUCCUGCAUCUGCUUAAACUGCCCCAGAAGGUCUCGAUUCUCCGAUUGGUUUCACAUACAUUUUUGUCUUACAUAGCUCGCACACACCAACGACCCGGUGUGCGUUUGAUUGUCUCAUUAUUUGCUCGAGCACAAAAUCAAUAUAUAUUCCCAGGGAGCAUCGAAAAUGCCGAGAAACAUGUUCUUGAUGACCGCGGAUUGAUUAAGUGGUGGUGCCGGGCUGUAGAUCCCAUUUUACGCGAGAAUGAACCUGAGUCUGUUUCACAAGAGACCAAGCCUCUUGACCAAACCGUCGAGGCGGCUAAGGCUUCCGCAACUGCACACCUGAUUGUCCCUGGAUGCGACCGAUUUGAAACCCGGAACUUCUUUCCCGCUUCAGCCAAGUCUGAUGCAAAGGAUCGUCCACGAUGGCUUGCGACUUAUCCAUUGAAGCAAAUGGUUCAGAAUCCCUCAGCUCCACCACGAUGUUUAAUUCCCCGAUUUCCUGAUGACCCGAAGACACGGUUCUUGACGGAUCUGGAUGAUGAGCUUCCAGCAAGUACCGAGGGGGUAGAAUCCACCACUCAUAAUGGCCAAUGGCGCAGUGUGAAGUCUUUGGAUCAAUUCUGGGAAAUGAUGUCCUUCCGACAGGAAUGCUCUGCUGGUCGGCUCGUGGGGUUCCUUUGGCUUGUUAUAAACCCUCCAGGUCUGAUGAAUUCUACCACAAUGGCUAGUCAGACGCGUAGACCUGCUGAGGCGAAGAGCGAAUCCAAACACGAACAACCAUCCAAGGCCCUCGUCGACGAGCCACUCCCCAAGGAUAUCAAUGGAGCCACCACUGAGAAGUCUUCAGGUGAUACACUCGCGCAUUCUGACCCGCCAGCCGCAUCUUUUGACUGUCCAACCGCCGAAUUCUUAACUGAAAUUCACACAUUGGCAUCGUCUACAGACACCAAUCCCUUCUUCUGGCCUGAAGCCGGUCGAGGUGAUGUCGUUCUCAAUGAAGCAGACUAUAAGACUAUGAUGGAUGGAGUACUCGACCACUUCUAUGAUGAAAAGGAGGUCGUCGCCAGUACUAAGAGCUUUGUCGAUCAAGUAGCAUCCCUAGCUGAUCAACUCACUUGGGGCAAGCGGGUAGUUGGCACCCACUCUCCAGCAGAGACCUCUACAGAACCUACAGCGACCAACCACAUCCUGGACCUUGGUUUGGUCCGCAAGAGAAAGAAAUCCGAUGCUGCAGAGAAAAUCCUUGGUGAUUCCAGUGCCACUGUUAAUACGGAUGCGGAUGCUAGCUCGGCGCAGCCUGGUGAUCAGGAUGCCACGCAACCGACGCCAGUGCCACCAGCAUCUAUUAAUGUGCUCAGUGCUGGACUGGUCAGGAAGAAGAAGAAGACAUGA